AUGUCACUUACAUCCAUCCUCUCAGCUGAUGCUAUUGAAAAUGCUGUCAAAGACUGCCAAGCUCCAGACUCCUUCUGUUAUAAAAAGUUCUUCCAACUUUGUGGCCUGAGCCAGAAAAGUCCCCAAGAGGUGAAGGAUGUCUUCUGCAUCAUAGAUGAGGAUAACAGUGGAUUUAUUGAGGAGGCUGAGCUCAAGUUCUUUCUCCAGCGAUUUUUCCCAGGGGCGCGAACCCUGACAGAAAAGGAGAUUAAGAGCCUCCUUACAGCUGCAGAUGAUGAUAGCGAUGGCCGAAUUGGAGUAGACGAGUUCCAGACUAUGGUGUUAUCCUGAAAGACUCCCUCAGCUGUAAGCACUGAAACCCCAUCUUUCAUUUGACUUUUUACACCUGAUUUCUUUUCAAAAAAAGAAGAAUCAGCACAUAAAGUAAAUGUACUUGACUUUUGAAUACUUGUGUCUUGUUUUGUUGUCCCACAUUCA
Molecule: messenger RNA, 477 nt
Organism: Sinocyclocheilus anshuiensis
Lineage: Eukaryota; Metazoa; Chordata; Actinopteri; Cypriniformes; Cyprinidae
Product: parvalbumin, thymic CPV3-like
Exons: 4
Coding region: 1-330 (109 amino acids)
Cellular component (GO): cytoplasm
Molecular function (GO): calcium ion binding
Source: RefSeq, a predicted model, not a curated record